AUGGCGGAGAACAAUGCCCAUCUACAGCAGCAGCAGCCGCAGCAGCAGCAACCACCAAACAUCCAGGAACAGGUGCUGCAAAUUCUCUCCAACCAACAGCUGCUAAUGACGCAAAUUCUCCAGCAACAAAGCGCCACGCAGCUUGCCAUCCGCAAUCUUUCCUACGACGAAAGGGUGCUGGACUCGCUUUCGAGCAACAUGGCGGAGUUCGUGUAUGACAAAGACAAUGGACACACGUUCGACGCAUGGUUUUCCAGGUAUGUCGACCUUUUUGACAAGGACGCCCGGAAGCUCGAUGACGCAGCGAAAGUGCGAUUGCUCCUGCGAAAGCUUAGCCCACCCGACCACGAGCGCUACAAUAGCUUCAUUCUGCCGAGACUCGCUCGUGAAUUUACGUUCACAGAGACCGUCGAUAGGUUAAAGUCACUAUUCGGAGCGACAGUUUCCAUCUUCCGCCGACGAUUCAACUGUCUCCAGCUCACCAAGGAGGAGAGUGACGAUUACCUGGCAUACUCGUGCAAGGUGAACAAGGCAUGUGUUGAUUCCAAACUUUCGGAAUUAACUGAAGAGCAGUUCAAAUGCCUUAUUUACGUCUGUGGUCUGAAGUCAAAUCAAGAUACCGAGGUUAGAAUGCAUCUCAUCAACAAGCUGAACGAGAACGUCAAUCUGACGCUACAGCAAGUCGUGGAUAAGUGUAACAGCCUCAUCAACCUGAAACAGGACACCGUGUUGGUGGAAAAUCCGUCGUCCGUGGUGAAUGCCGUUGUUUACGACAAGCGGUCGAAAUCGAAGCAUCAGUCAGCAGCAUCGAGUUCUUCCAAUCAACGUGAGCAACCAAAGACGCCCUGCUGGUCAUGUGGGGGCAUGCACUACAACAAGGACUGCCGGUUUCGAGACCAAAAAUGCAACGAGUGCGGCAAGGUUGGGCAUCGAGCAGGUUAUUGUGCUUGCUUUCAAUCAAGGUCUUCAUCCAAUGCAAAUACGGCAUCUAGGAAGAAGAAAAAGCAACCGUCGACGAAGACGGUGACAAUCCGAAACAUCAUCCAGGGUCGGAAAUUCGUCAAGCUCCAGGUCAACAACGUACUCCUUCGCCUACAAUUGGACACAGGGUCCGAUAUUUCGAUAAUUUCGCACCGAUCGUGGAUCAAACUCGGUCGUCCCCACACGAAACCAACGGUUUGCACCGCGCGAACAGCUUCCGGAGAGCCACUCGAUCUUGUUGCCGAGAUGUGGUGCAACAUUUCCCUCAAUGGAGUCACAAAAGGGGGUAAGUGUUUCGUCGCCGCUCCUAACGUCAGUCUCGACAUUCUAGGAAUUGACUGGAUGGAUUUGUUUGGGUUGUGGAACCAGCCAAUCACAUCGUUCUGCAACCAGGUCAGCGCUCAACCAAGUCAGACGCUGGCUACCCUCCAUACUCAGUUCCCCGAAGUUUUCACUAACGAGAUGGGUCUCUGCAAGAAGGCUCCCGUCAAGCUGGUCCUGAAAGGCGAUCCGAAACCAGUUUUCAAGCCGAAGCGUCCGGUAGCGUACUGCAUGGAAGGUGUGGUAGAGGACGAGAUUUGUCGCUUAGAGAAUCUGGGCAUUCUGAAGAAGGUGGAUUUCGCUGAAUGGGCAGCACCAAUCGUAGUGGUCCGGAAACCCAAUGGCACCGUCCGGAUUUGUGCUGAUUUUUCGACUGGCUUGAACAGCGUACUCGAGCCGAAUCAGUACCCUCUACCGCUACCCGAAGAUAUAUUCGUCAAAAUGUCCGGAUGUCGGGUGUUUAGCCACAUCGACCUUUCUGAUGCCUACUUACAGGUCGAGGUCGAUCCGGAGAGUCAACCGCUGCUCACCAUAAACACCCACAAAGGCCUCUUUCAAUUCACCCGCUUGUCGCCCGGCAUCAAAUCUGCCCCAGGCGCAUUCCAACAGCUGAUGGACACGAUGCUCGCUGGUUUACCGUGUACCGUUGGUUAUUUGGAUGACAUCGUAGUGGGAGGUCGAACGGAAGAGGAACAUCGGCGCAACCUUUUCCUUGUGUUGCAACGACUGCAAGCAUUCGGCUUCACUGUCCGCAUAGAGAAAUGCAGCUUUCACAUGCGGCAGGUGAAAUAUCUCGGACAGAUCCUCGAUGGCGAUGGAAUUCGUCCAGAUCCGGACAAGAUUGCUCCGGUUGUCAACAUGCCAGCUCCGCACGACGUCACCACGUUGCGCGCAUACCUUGGCGCAGUAAACUACUAUGGCAAGUACGUUCCAGAGAUGCGCUCCCUUCGACACCCCAUGGAUCAGUUGCUGAAGGCAGGAGAAAAGUUCGAAUGGUCACCAGCUUGUCAGAAGUCGUUCGACCGUUUUCGAGAAAUUCUUCAGUCCCCGCUUCUGUUGACGCACUACAACCCGAAACUUGAAUUAGUUGUGUCGGCAGAUGCUUCCUCCGUUGGUCUGGGUGCCCGGAUCGCAAACAAAUUCCCGGAUGGCACCGUGAAAGCCAUUUGCCACGCUUCGCGCAGUUUGACAGCAGCGGAGAGUAAUUACAGCCAGAUCGAAAAGGAGGGCUUGGCUUUGAUAUUCGCCGUGACCAAAUUCCACCGGAUGAUAUUCGGACGGCGUUUCGUGCUCGAGACCGACCACAAGCCUUUGCUCGCCAUAUUCGGGUCGAAAAAGGGCAUCCCCACGUACACCGCCAACCGGCUCCAGAGAUGGGCGUUGACACUGCUCCUCUACGAUUUCGACAUACACUACGUGUCGACAGAUGCUUUCGGACACGCGGACAUCCUGUCCCGCCUUAUCAAUCGCCAUGUUCGUCCGGAAGAGGACUAUGUUAUAGCCAACAUCGAGUUCGAGAGCACCAUCCGCAGCAUCAUGAACCAAUCCCUGGAAGCCCUACCAGUGAUCAAGCACGUCAACACCACGUGGCCUACCAAGAAAACGAGCAUCACAGAUCCGCACAUUCAAGAGUUCUUUCAGCGUCGCGAGUCCCUCUCCAUCACCGCUGGCUGCUUGAUGUACGGCGAACGUUUGGUGUUACCAUCCGUUCUCCGAAAGAAGGUUCUCGUGGAGCUGCACAAAGGUCAUCCCGGUAUCGAACGUAUGCGGUCCCUUGCUCGACAGUACGUCUACUGGCCCCAUAUCGAUAAGGACAUCGAAAGGCUGGUGCAGACGUGCAACGAAUGUUCGAGUGUGGCGAAAACGGAUCGUAAAACCAACCUCGAGUCGUGGCCAGUCCCGGAGAAACCCUGGCAACGACUUCAUCUCGACUACGCCGGUCCUAUGGAUGGGUGGUACUUUCUGAUCCUAGUGGACGCCUACACCAAAUGGCCGGAGGUGGUCAGAACAAAAGACAUCACUUCUGCAGCGACAAUUCGCAUUCUCCGUGACAUUUCCGCCAGAUUCGGGUCCCCGGAGACACUGGUUACCGACAACGGGACGCAGUUUACCAGCGAAAUGUUCGAGGCCUACUGCGAGUUUAACGCCAUUCUUCACCUGAAGACCGCUCCCUUCCAUCCGCAGUCGAAUGGCCUCGCGGAAAAAUUCGUCGACACUUUCAAGAGGACGUUGAAGAAAAUAACCGCCGGAGGGGAAACGCUGCAAGAUGCCAUCAACACUUUUCUACAAUGCUACAGGUCCACACCAUGUCGCACCGCUCCGGAAGGAAAGUCUCCGGCCGAACUUCUGCUUGGCAGACGAAUUCGCACGUCGUUAGAGCUGCUUCGACCACCGACUCCGGCGCACAAACUCGAAAACUCCAAGCAAGAACAGCAGUUUGACCGGCGGCAUGGUGCGAAACCAAGAAACUACAUCCGUCAGGACCUCGUCUGGGCCAAAGUGUUCCGUAACAACAAGUGGCACUGGGAAGCAGGAGAAGUGCUCGAACGCAUUGUCCAGGUCAUGUACAACGUCUGGUUGCCUGGGAAGCAAACCAUGAUAAGGUCCCACUGCAAUCAGCUGCGAACACGUCAUUAUUCCGAAAAUAAACUGCCUGCGACCGAACCAGCAAAAGCUCCGUUGAGUAUCCUGUUGGACUCCUGGAACCUACAGAGACCGACACCCGAGCAGGAGGAGCGGCCUUCUCUUGCUCUAGAGAUGGAUGAAUUCCCGCCGCAGGCCAGUGUUCAACGACAACGCAAUCCCCCUAGACAACUGCAACAACCAACAGCAGCUCGCAGAUCUUCGAGGACUCGAAGACUUCCUGCGAGAUAUGAUCCCUACCACCUUUUCUAA
This is a messenger RNA of Toxorhynchites rutilus septentrionalis, 4197 nucleotides long. RefSeq lists its product as uncharacterized. Gene Ontology annotation, biological process: DNA integration. NCBI's taxonomy places the organism in Eukaryota, Metazoa, Arthropoda, Insecta, Diptera, Culicidae. The coding region runs from base 1 to 4197 and encodes 1398 amino acids. Gene Ontology annotation, molecular function: nucleic acid binding. The transcript is spliced from 2 exons. The record is from RefSeq and is a predicted model, not a curated record.